Molecule: messenger RNA, 564 nt
Organism: Microthlaspi erraticum
Lineage: Eukaryota; Viridiplantae; Streptophyta; Magnoliopsida; Brassicales; Brassicaceae
Source: the annotation of a GenBank genome assembly
AUGAAGCAAACAGCAGACAAAAAGAGGAGACAUGUUGAGUUCAAUGUUGGCGACUGGGUUUUUCUGCGAUUACAACCUUACCGCCAACAUACCAUCUUUCGUCGCACCUCCAAGAAGUUGUCCACCAAAUAUCACGGUCCAUUUCAAGUGGAGGCAAUAAUAAGGUAUGUUGCGUACAGUUUAUCAAUACCAGAAGGCGCUAAGGUGCAUCAUGUCUUUCACGUGUCAUUGUUUAAGAAAUUGGUGGGAAAUGGAGAUCUAGUGAUGGAAAGUCUACCACCAAUUAAAGGCAAUGGUAAUUUGCGCCUCGAACUAGACCAGGCGCUCGAGCAUUGGCAAGUACAAGAAGGCCAACAAAAACGCCCAGAAACCUUGGUCAAAUGGCGUGACUUACCUCUCAAUGAUGCCACUUGGGAGGAGACUGAACAGCUUCACAUGAGUUUCCCCACACUGAAUCUUGAGGACAAGCUUCAUUUUGGGGAGGAGAGUAAUGAUGGAGUUCAAGAACCAAUCACAAGGACAUCGAACAAGACAAAGAAACCAAACCUCAAGUAUGUUCAUUAA